Micropterus salmoides (largemouth bass) is the source of this 1369-nucleotide messenger RNA. RefSeq names its product putative aminopeptidase W07G4.4. Gene Ontology annotation, cellular component: cytoplasm. The record is from RefSeq and is a predicted model, not a curated record. Lineage: Eukaryota; Metazoa; Chordata; Actinopteri; Centrarchiformes; Centrarchidae. The transcript is spliced from 14 exons. Gene Ontology annotation, biological process: proteolysis. The coding region runs from base 95 to 1369 and encodes 424 amino acids. Gene Ontology annotation, molecular function: manganese ion binding; metalloaminopeptidase activity.
ACCAGCGCACUGAAGGGAAGGAACCGUAGUCACCGGCUAUCAGCUGACUCUUUCAUCCUGAAGACACUGGAGGAGGACGACGACGACGACCAACAUGUGCACCAGCGUCCAGCCUGUUGAAUGGACCACUGACCUCAAGAACCAGAAUUUUGAUGGCGUCGUGUUGGUGACCCAGAGCCACGACACACUGCCCUCGGAGCUCGAGAGUCUGAAAGCUCCACUGCAGGACUACAGCUCUGUGGACAGCGGUCUCGGGGAGGAGGUGGUGGUCCUGAAGGUCCCUGGUCUUCCUGGUAACCGCCUUGUGUUUGCCUCCACCGGCCCAGUAAACCGCGACUACGAUGACAUCAGGCGUUUCAACGAUGCAGCAGUCAACGGCAUCAAAAGGGCCUUGAAAGCAGGCAUGCAGCGCCCCCUGCUGGUCUGCCCUCCACAUAAGGACUAUAAGAACAACACUCUGGUGGCUGCGCUCGGCGCCCUUCAUGCUCUCUACAUGCCCCUGGAAGUGCGGGAGGUGAACCUAAAGCCCACCGACUUCAAGGUGUGUGUUCUGGGUCUGUGGGCAGCGCAGGAGGCGGAGGGAAAGAGACUGGUGGAGCUAGCCAAUGCUCUGGAGAGCGGGAGACUGGCAUGUCGUGACAUUGGAGGCUCGGACCCUGAACGUAUGGCUUCUCCCCGUGUGGCUGAUUACGUCCAGGAGCUCUUCAAGGACAGCCCUGUGCAGGUCGAAGUGGUGAGCGACCUGAAGGUUCUGGAGAAAGAGUACCCCUGUCUAGCUGCAGUCAACCGCUGUGCCAACAGUGUACCUCGUCACCAGGCCAAAGUGAUCAAGCUGCAGUACUGUGGAGAGGGGCCGGUCCAAACGACGCUCAUGUUGGUGGGAAAGGGCAUCACAUACGACACUGGCGGAGCAGACAUCAAGGCUGGUGGUUUCAUGGCUGGGAUGCACAGAGACAAGUGUGGAGCUGCUGCUGUGGCCGGCUUCUUCCAGAUUUUAGCCAAGUUGAAGCCAAAACAUCUGAAGGUCAUCGGCUCCAUGGCCAUGGUGAGGAACAGUGUCGGUGCAGACUGCUACGUGGCCGACGAACUGCUGGUUUCCCGUGCGGGUCGCAGAGUGAGAGUGGGAAACACAGAUGCUGAGGGACGUAUGGUGAUGGUCGACCUGCUCUGUGAGAUGAAGGAGAAGGCAGUACGUGAGACUUCUCCUCAACUGUUUACUAUUGCGACUCUGACUGGUCACGCCAUCAGAGCCAUGGGACCAGAGUACUCUAUCAUCAUGGAUAACGGACCGGCCCACCGCAGCAACAAUGCUGCUCAGUGGCAGAAAGGUGAGACAUUUAGUACAGAUAAAUUUGAAGUUCACUUUUAA